GCUGUCCUCCCGGGGAAGAGUUCAAUGAAGUUCUAAGUCUGUGUGAACCGCUUUCUCACCAUUCGACUGAGAGUGGGCACCGUGUGCAAGACUGGCUUCGGGCCAACGUUGAGUAUCCUAUUGUGAGAGGGCACGAAGCCUCUCACUGGAUGAAGCCCCCUGCUGGUCACUCCACUGUGAAUGAACACCACGUCCCAGACUGGGCACACCCUACUUCUCAUCAUUCCACUGUCAAUGAACACCACGUCCCACAUUGGGCACACCCCACUUCUCAUCAUUCCACUGUCAAUGAACACCAAGUUCCAGACUGGGAACACCCCACUGCUGGUCAUUCCACUGCGAUAGGGCACUCGACGCACUUCAGCACCAGGCAGCCUUGUGACGCGGUCGGCGAGUGCCCCCGCGGCGUGGCGAAGCUGCUGCCGCACCGGACGGACUGCAGCCUCUUCUGCCAGUGCGACCACGGCGUGCCGGUGACGGCGCGCUGCCCUGCCGGCCUCGAGUUCAACGCCGCCUUGCAGGUCUGUGACUACCCGCACCGCGCCGGCUGCUCGUGCAGCAGGUCUGGCGCUCACCACCGGACCCACCACUGACUGCUGGAGGCGCUGCACUGAUGGUACAAAUAUGCGAGUUGGGUGAGCAACGUCUGCUGGGUCUCGUCUGCUAGUGAUGCAGAUGGUCGACGCCUUCAAGUACCUCCGUUUCCAACGAACGAACCGGACCUAUUCAUUUCAC
This is a messenger RNA of Schistocerca gregaria, 735 nucleotides long. RefSeq lists its product as uncharacterized. Gene Ontology annotation, cellular component: extracellular region. The coding region runs from base 150 to 593 and encodes 147 amino acids. The record is from RefSeq and is a predicted model, not a curated record. Gene Ontology annotation, molecular function: chitin binding. The transcript has 2 exons. NCBI's taxonomy places the organism in Eukaryota, Metazoa, Arthropoda, Insecta, Orthoptera, Acrididae.